AUGGAGCUGGGGCCUGGCCACAGAGAGGUGGUACCCCGCGUGCCAGCCCCGGCGGCCGGCAACGGGCAACCGCUAUCUAGAAGUGCCCUAGGCAAUUACCUGAGCCGGUCUCGUCCUUGCGCGCCGUCCUCUGCUCUGCGGGGCAGGGACCUGCUGGAGAGACCCGAGUGCCUUGAGCCCGUGCACCCUGCCCUCCGUGUUCACUUGGGGGCUCCAACCCUACACCUGACUCACAGGCUGUCGUACGAGGAUCUUGUGGCUUCACCCCGUCGUCGUCGGUACCAUCGGCGGUUUGUCAUUGUCCAUCGGUAGCAAUAUCCAGCCCAGCAAGCCCGGUGUUUAUUUAUGGGGAUCUUUCCCUCAGUGCCCAGGAAUGUCCCUCAGAAGCCACAGCUGUCUGCUUGCAGCUCCAAGAUGUCCUGCACCUCAGUGAUCCUGAAGAUGGCAUCUGCAAAGGGCAAACUGAUGCUCCAUUUGGCUCUGAAGCAGACGGUCAUCUGCGUGUUGUCUUCCUUGUUUGUCCACUUCCCAAACCUUUGUGUAAAGAAGACUCUCGUGAAGGCCCUUGAAGAGAGCAGUCAACCAAGAGCCAAGAAAGAGACAGACCUGAAGGCCUUGGUUGAGAGUGGAAAAAGGCUAACAGAGCAAAAGAAAGGACACUCAGUCCUCGAGAGUCAGGACGAGCAGAGAAGGGGCUCGAACCCUGGGGGAAGUUCGCAGUCUGCAUUUAGGUGCCUGAUGGUCAACGGGGUCCUCUCUUCCUUUGUGCCCAGGCCUGGGCCUCUGAAGAGAGGCUUCUGUUCCAAGAGCUCAGAAAAUACCCUGACUAGGAAAUCCCAGACCUACUCUCUGAGCUCAUGCAGCAAACAAAAUACCAUCACCAGUUCAUACAGCUCCACUAGAGGUUUCCCACAGCUGCAGAGAAGCAGUCCAGGCUCAGCCAGGCUCCUGGGCCCAGCUUCAUUGCAUCCCCAUGUGCCUGCAGAGAAAGCCAGCGAGGAAAGCCAACAGUCUAGCCCUUCAGCCUCAGCAGGACCACAAAGGAAGAUCAAGCAUGAAAAGGCUGCAGAUGCCCCCUUAGGGCAGAAACAAAACUUGAAUUGCUCACAGCCAUCUGACAACUGCAGGCCCCUGAAACGCAAGACUCCUUUGCUGCUGCCCUCCAGGCCAAAUGACCCACUGAUCCUGCCCCCAUUCCCCCAGCUAGGUUAUCAAGUCACUGCUGAAGACCUUGACUUGGAGAAGAGAGCUGCAAUCCAGUGGAUCAACAAGGUCUUGGAAGGGUAA
This is a messenger RNA of Phacochoerus africanus (Common warthog), 1287 nucleotides long. Its product is annotated as nuclear envelope pore membrane protein POM 121-like. The transcript is spliced from 2 exons. The record is from RefSeq and is a predicted model, not a curated record. Lineage: Eukaryota; Metazoa; Chordata; Mammalia; Artiodactyla; Suidae.